AAGCAUGCGCGCUUUUACCGUAAGUUGUGAGGAUGAUGUUUUACGAAGUUGUGCGAAUCCUUUUCCAUUUUAUUACAAUAUUUUACUGUGUGACUGGUGAAACGUUAACGAAGAAAAAUGAGAAACGAAUUAGUGUUAGAAACAAUUAUCCAAUGUGUCUCGACAGCUUCGAUAUACACGGAGAUAAAAUAAUUCGAACGUAUGAAUCUUGUGAUAGGGGUGCUAAGUAUUUAAAUGGGACAGAGGUUGAUUCAAAAGAAGAUUGUUUAAAGUUUUGCUGUGAUACUGUGGACUGCGAUGUAUUUAUUUUCGAAGAAAAGAAACCUGGAACUUGUUAUCUUUUUCAAUGUGGGCCAUUACAUGAUUUUAAAUGUAAAUUUACGAGUCAUGCAAAUUAUAGUAGUGCAGUACGUACUAAAUACAACACGCAAAACAGUGCACAAUUGGAAGAGGAAAUUCGAAUUUCUCAACAAGAGCAUGAGCUGAAAUCUCUUAGAAACCUAGCAGAAUCAGCACCAGUCGAGUAUUCCUAUACCGAACCUUCCAUAAAAUUAAUUGCAACCGUGGCACCAAAGCUAUCAUUGACUACACAACCACCUAUUAAGCCAGCUUGCAGUCGCAAUCAAUAUGAAUGUCGAACAUCUGGAGAUUGCAUCGCAGUAUACAAUGUGUGUGAUGGCAUUCCACAAUGUCCAGAUGGAUCUGAUGAAGCACCAGCUCUCAUAUGUCCUACAGAGAAACCAACUAUAUCUCCACCUAUAAUACAACGACCUCAACCACAACAACCACUUAUGCCUAUUGAUAUCAUAAAAUAUCAACCAAUAGUGGAGCCACACAAGUCUCUUGCACCACUAUAUGCUCAUGUUCCAGAAGUUAAUCGUAAAUCAUGGGACCUAUCUAAUAUAGCUCAUCCAAUAAUACCACAGCAACAACCUCUUUUAUAUCCACCACAACAGCUAGAAGUAGCUCCCCUACGUAAAGUGUAUGGAGCUCCAGGAUAUCAAUUGGAUUAUCAAGCUCUAUAUGAACAAAAUAAAGACAUGUAUAAUCCUGUUAAUUCUUUUCAUGAACAAAAUAAUAUAAAUUCAUACGAACAAAAUCAGCCGCAUAUUUUUAAUCAUAAAGGAGCAGGUGUUAUAGGCGAAAAAGAAGCUGAUAAUACCGCCUUGUUAGAUGUAAGGCACCCGUACACAUCGCAUUUCGUAUCACCGAAUAGAGAUUCAUGGCAAAAUACUCAAGUUUUUCCUUCUCCAUCUCCAUCACCCAAUGUACAACAAAAGCAGAUAAUUGAAGCAGAGAGGAAUAUCGUUAUAACAACCACACCUCCUUGUGAUGUAUCACACGAGCAAACAGACAUGCCAAUAAAAACUAAAGAAGUUAAGAAAAUCGAUCAGCAAGGAAAGAAACACCUUACUUAUGAGAAAGAAGUUGAUCACAGUAAUAGUAAAGAAAAUGUAUUAAGAAAAGAAACUCCAAAACAUAAUCAUAUUCAGGCAACGGAACCUAAAGAACACAAAAAUUUAAUAGUGAUUAAAGAUGCUAACAAAGAGCAUGGAAAAGACGUUCUAAUGGUAGAACAUCUGAAACAAGUAAUCGGGGUUGAAAUUUUAAGACCUAGAGGGGCUAUUAUAUCAUUAGCACUAGGACUUACGAUAACAGCUAUCACAGCUAUAUUAAUAGUAUGCCGUUUACGAGUAGUUCGUAGACGUGGAAAGCGUCAUGGACCGUAUGCUCACGAUGCGGACUAUUUAGUUAAUGGAAUGUAUCUUUAAGUGAGUAUAUUUUGAUUUAACUAAA
Molecule: messenger RNA, 1797 nt
Organism: Megalopta genalis
Lineage: Eukaryota; Metazoa; Arthropoda; Insecta; Hymenoptera; Halictidae
Molecular function (GO): protein binding
Source: RefSeq, a predicted model, not a curated record